Messenger RNA from Zingiber officinale, 3196 nucleotides. Its product is annotated as N-acetylglucosaminyl-phosphatidylinositol biosynthetic protein gpi1-like. Bases 636 to 2672 code for a protein of 678 amino acids. Gene Ontology annotation, cellular component: membrane. The record is from RefSeq and is a predicted model, not a curated record. NCBI's taxonomy places the organism in Eukaryota, Viridiplantae, Streptophyta, Magnoliopsida, Zingiberales, Zingiberaceae. Gene Ontology annotation, biological process: GPI anchor biosynthetic process. The transcript is spliced from 9 exons.
GACAGAUGAGUUUAGGUAUCAAAUUAAAGAAAAAUAAACUCGGGGGGUCAAACUGAAAAUAUGUUGUAGCUUCUCCGCCGGCCAGGCCCAAAUGUAACCCUCACGUUACGUUGGUCGUAGGCGUGACCACCUCAACAUCUCCGGAGAGCACCAGCCGAGCUUCCAAUGGAGCAAUCCCGAGUAUCGAGUCCCGGCACCACCAACAUCGUUCUAUAGCCGAAUCGAGGAAGAAGAAGAAGAAGAAGAAGAAGAGCAUAGACAUCGAUGAACGGUCGUCCUUGUCCGCUGUAGAGGAGAUCCCCUCCGAUCUCAAACCCCGGCGGCCCAUUGGACUCGAUCCGGCACCCAAGCAGAUAACAACCAACCUGUCACUCCUAUUCCUAACAAUUCUCUUUUGCCAACUUAUUUGAUCCAGCAGUUGCUCGCGUCUAAGAUUCCAAAGGGAACCACACGAUAGGAGGAGAAGCUACCUCGGCUCCUAGUUUUUGCUGUGCAAGUAUUGGCGACAGAGCAAGUGGGAGAUUUGCCCAUGUGCGGAACUCUUCUAGUAUCCAAAGUCUCUUUUCAGAGCGUGGAUCUUCUAUUAAUUCCUCUUCAUCUCCUCCAAUGCAAAAUGAGCAUUCCUUUGUGAGGUUAUGAAAAUGGGAGGAAGAAAUUAUAGAGUAUGGUGGCCUCAGCAGCUCUUGACCUCCACCUCCAGUUCUGGCCUGUUUCUCUUUGGUUGGUUUAUGGAUUCUGUUGAUUCUAUUGACAUUGUCAUAGCAGCUGCAAUUUCUUCAGCUAAAAUUUUAACCCAUCCUUUUCAGACUAAUCUUGAGGAAAUCUUGGUGUCUGCCAAUCAAAAGAUGCCAUUAAGACUGGAGUCUUUCACAUUUUCUCUUCUGGGAUAUUGCUUAACUGAUGGCGGUAAAUUAAGACCAGUAUGUAGUCAGAAUGGUGGACUUCCUUUCAGGAAACAGUUCAAUGAUGAAUGCUAUAAAGAACUGAAAGCUUGUCAAAAUAAUGGAAAAUGGCACUGUGAUUGCAUGAAUUUCAUAGAACCUUACUUCCUGUCUUCAUUGGGAUGCAAUAACUGGAUUUUUAUGCUGCUAUGUAAACCCCAAAGAAUCCUGUACAAGAGGAAUCAACAGAUUCCAUAUCUACAUCAUGUCCAUCACAAUGGUGAUAUAGUGACCCCUGUUGAUUUCCACAUAAUAGUAUAUGAAGUCCCAACCUUUGGUGUAAGUCAUGUCUCUUUGAGUUCUUGGCAUGCUCCUGAGAAUAUUGAUUUGCUGUCAAAGAAGCCAAAAUGGGUGAAGAAAAUAUACAAGAAGCCUGUAGUCAAUAAUUUGGAGACAGUUCUUUUGGCACUCAAUUGUUCAAAUACUGCCAAAACAUUCUUGGAGCUAGUGGAAAACACUCUUAGUCCCAUGACCAGCAUCUUCUUUGUGUCAAAAAUGCUGAGAGUGGCAUCCAUCAUAUGGCACAUGGUGGCUGCAAUUGUAGCUUCUAUCUCCACAAUUAUAUACAUAUUCCUUCAAUUCUUUCAUAAACCCUUGAGUCAUGGUUCCAUCUGGUUUAUAUUAUCAAAGAUAUUCACACAUACAUCCAAGAAUGUGCACAUUCGUAGCUGUCAGUUUCUGUACUGGCCAGUUACUCUUCAAGCUCCCGGUACCAGCAUUUCCCACUCAAGUGUUGAAUAUUCUCACAAAGCUGCAUUAAGGAAGCACUUCAUUUGGUCUAAUGUUUUGAUGGAUGUUACCUUGGGGAUUGUUCUUGGAAUCCUAUUGUUGGCUAAUGUUGAAACUAUCUGUUCAUGGAUUUCGGUUAUUGUUCAUCAAAUAACUAAUGACCUGUUGCGCUCAGGUUCUGUAUGGUUAAUGGGUGUCCCAGCUGGUUUUAAGCUGAAUAAUGAGCUAGCGGAGUUUAUCGGCAUAAUUUCUCUCAAUACAAUUCAAAUUUUCUCUACCCUAUGGUCCUUUAUUGGUGUUUUUUUGCAGAAUUAUACUUUGGUUAUUGCACUGUUGGGGAUAGUUUUUGGCCUGACUAUUCCAGUGGCCUUGUGCAUUGACAUGCUUAAAUUGGCAACAUUUCAUAUUUGUAUUCUGCACCACAUGAUAUCUUUUCUCUAUUCACAGCAGAUUCAGGCUUUAGCUUCUUUAUGGCGUCUAUUCCGUGGACAGAAGCGCAAUCCGCUUCGACAACGCUUGGAUAGUUAUGACUACACGGUUGAGCAACAUGUUGUUGGUUCUCUUUUGUUUACACCGCUUCUGUUGCUUAUUCCAACCACUUCUGUCUUCUACAUUUUCCUCACCAGUUUGAUAACAACCAUUAUUUUCCUGUCCAUUAUAUUUGAGAUUAUUAUUUCAUUGCUUCACGCUACUCCCUAUGCCGAGGUGUGGAUUUGGAUCAUGAGUCGAAGGAAGUUUCCCUCUGGAAUAUGGUUUGAAGUCUUAGAUUUUGGUAAUGGAAUUACUGAUGAAUUUUAUUCACAGCCUUGUUUCGAUGGAAGGCAGGGUGAUAGCUUUGGUGGUGGGGAAUCGGGCUUUUUGGUUUCACAACUUUGCUGUAAUUAUGCUACAAUAGUUUUACAUUUUCAGGUGUCUAUUUUGUGUCAAGUAUACAACAAUCUAACAACACAAGAAACUGUUGAGCACAAAUUGAUCGUGUCUAAUUAUCACAACGAAUUGUAGACCUGCUUCAUGCAUUUAUUUUUCCAUACAAUCUCUUUCCUUCAUUUUUUCCCAAAUAAUUUGGGCCAUCAAGCCAAUAGUAUAUGGAGCGGACUAAUAAUUUUAUGUGGAGUAUAUCUGCAGCGGAACAACUUUUUAAGUAUUUCAUAUGAAAUUGUGUCUGUGUCAAGCAUUGAACAAUUUUCUCUGUUAUUGCUAAAAUUUAAAUUACUAGUGUCCCAUAAAAACUUGGAGUAAAUGGGGGAGGACUAUAAUCAACCUAUUACUGGAAAUGUUUUGUCCAGAUACUGCCACUUCUUAGUUGGUCAUAGUAGGAAGUGAACUGAGCCACAUUAAACUAGUUGUGUACCAUCCUUAGAAAUAGAACUGUGAAUGAUUUUCAUUCGAGCUUGCGAGUACUUGUUCUCAUUGCAAAUAAUGAUGGAAUGCAGUUGGUAUGAUAAAAAGUUCCUACUUGAAUAUGAUCAGUAUUACUACCAUCUUUAUGGGGUUGACUAUUAAGUCCUAAUUUUGAUGCAAAUAUG